AUGAGGCUCCUCCUGUCCGUGAGUUUGAUCGCGGCCGCCCUGGCGAUGGCUCCUGUCCGCUUUGACAGGGAAAAGGUGUUCCGGGUGAAGCUCACGGAUGAAAAGCAAGCAACCAUCAUAAAGGACUUGGCCAAAGCAAUGGAGCUGGACUUCUGGUAUCCAGAUGCUACCCAUCACGUGACGGCUAAUAUGACGGUGGAUUUCCGGGCGAGGGAAGAGGACGCCGAAGCCAUUAAGACCGCCAUGGAGCGCAACCAGAUGCACUACAUGCCCUGCCAGCCGCAAUCCGGGCCCAGCUCGGAGUCCUCGCCCAGCUGCACUGGUGCCAAGGGUGUCGGGAAGCAGGAUGAGAGAAAGACGUCCAUUUUCAUGGACUGUGGCAUCCACGCCCGCGAAUGGAUCUCCCCGGCCUUCUGCCAGUGGUUUGUCUACCAGGCAACCAAAAGUUAUGGAAAAAACAAAAUUAUGACCAAACUCCUAGACCAAAUGAACUUCUAUGUUCUUCCUGUUUUCAACGUUGAUGGAUAUAUUUGGUCAUGGACAAAGAAUCGCCUGUGGCGAAAAAAUCGUUCCAAGAACGAAAACUCCAAAUGUGUUGGCACCGACCUCAACCGGAAUUUCAACGUCUCCUGGAACUCAUUUCCAAACACCAGAAACCCGUGUCAGGACGUCUACCGAGGCGCCGCACCCGAGUCGGAGAAAGAGACGAAAGCGGUCAGCGACUUCAUUCGAAGCCACCUGCCAUCCCUCAAGGCCUACAUUACCUUCCACUCGUACUCCCAGAUGCUCCUCUUUCCCUACGGAUACACUCACAGGCUGGCCCCUGACCAUGAGAGCCUGAACAAAGUUGCAAAGAUCGGCGCUGAAGCUUUAGCCACCCGAUACGAGACCCGGUACAUCUACGGCCCAAUCGCAUCCACAAUCUAUCCGACAUCAGGUUCCUCCUUGGACUGGGCGUACGACGUGGGUAUCAAACACACCUUUGCCUUUGAACUCCGAGAUAAAGGCAAAUUUGGGUUCCUUCUGCCAGAAUCUCAGAUAAAGUCAACCUGUAAAGAGACCAUGCUAGCUGUCAAGUUUAUUGCCAAAUAUAUCCUCAAGCAUGCUUGCUAAAGAAUGAGCCUCAGUUUGGAAGAAGUCAGCUCAUCCAUGUCUGCCUCUCGUGGGAGUUUCCACGGUCACCCAGCCGUGGACGCAGCCUCCCCGCCGCAUGAAAAAGUCCUUUUGCUCACUCACCUGCGCGCUGUCAUUUCUCUUUGCUCUCAUUCACGUUCAGUGGCGCCUUCACGACGUGGCAAGAAAGAAAAGCUUGUUCUCACAUUUUCUUGUUCCAAGUGAAUUUAAAACCAGUGGUAGAGGCGCAGAAAGGAAAUGAAAGCCUUCAAUUUCUCCAGCAUCUGGUCAUGACCACAUGGCUUCAUCCUGGUGUGCGUGCUAAUGCAAUAAGA
Messenger RNA from Echinops telfairi (small Madagascar hedgehog), 1448 nucleotides. RefSeq names its product carboxypeptidase A3 (gene CPA3). The record is from RefSeq and is a predicted model, not a curated record. Gene Ontology annotation, molecular function: zinc ion binding; metallocarboxypeptidase activity. The coding region runs from base 1 to 1113 and encodes 370 amino acids. Gene Ontology annotation, biological process: proteolysis. The transcript has 10 exons. Lineage: Eukaryota; Metazoa; Chordata; Mammalia; Afrosoricida; Tenrecidae.